Messenger RNA from Paralichthys olivaceus (Japanese flounder), 1053 nucleotides. The record is from RefSeq and is a predicted model, not a curated record. Lineage: Eukaryota; Metazoa; Chordata; Actinopteri; Pleuronectiformes; Paralichthyidae.
AUGCCACUUCCUGCAGGCUUCCUGCUUUUUGCCAGGGGAGCUGCAGGUACAAACACAGACUCUUGUAAAGACUUGAAUAUUGGUCGUAAUGGUCAGCGACAGAUUUACCACCAAACACUCAAACCUCAAGACUUCAAGAAUUUCCCCCUCGGGGAUGAAUCAAAGAGUCAAUGUUAUGAAUGGUGGAGAGUUCCAGAGGCAGGGAGCAGAGUGGCUGAAGGCUCUAGAUCCCAUGGUGGGCAAGCGGGCAGGAGGUACAGUGAGGUGAGGACAAGAAGAAGACCUGAGAGUGCAGAAGAGAAUCGGGAACAGCUACUGUGGGGGAGCUACGUGAGCCGCAUAGCAGGAUUCAUCCCUCCUGAGUACAGACGUGGUGGAGAGGAGGAGCGAACUAGAAGAAGAUGCAGCAAAAGACCGGUGGUCUGCCUGCCCUCAUUCCCAGUGUUAUCUCAGGGAUUAAGGGGCUUGCUGUCUUUGACCAUCCUCUCCGCGCCUGGACACACAAGCCCUCUGAAGACCUCUAUGAAAAAACACAGGCGUGGAAGCAGACACACUCGCCCACACAUGUGCACAGAGGGAAAGAGAGGUACCCAGCGGAGUUGGAGGGGAAAGACUGAUGUUAGAUUGGGAAUUGAGGGUGGUGGGAUAGUUCAGAUUCUUGUGCUCUGAAACUUUAGAAAGGCAAUAGUGAAUUAGAGUGCAGACAAUAUUGUUGAAGGGAAGAAAAAAAACGUACAUCUCCUCUUUUGAAAGCUGCAGGGUGUUUUUGAAGCCAUUUGGGGGCAGUAUUACUGGAAAUGUUGAAAAGUCAGCUUCCUGAAAGUGGUCUCGGAUGAUCUCAUUUACUCACUGCCACAGAGCGUGUUAGUUAAGAUGCAUGAAAUAGCUUGGUUGAGUGGGCAACCCACCAACCCACUGCGUUCCACAUAUUCACAACACAAUAAACAAAUCUGAAAUGUAACAUCUUAGCACACAACCAGCUUUUAAAGGUACAGUGUGUAGCAUUUUGUGAUUUCUAGUAUUGAAAUUGCAUGUUGCAGCUAAACACCCCUC